CACCAUUUCCCUCUAAAAAAGUAAAACUCAAGUUCACACCUCAACACACACAGUAACACACACAAAUUCACAAGUGCCACUUGUUUCUUCCCCGUACACCUCAUCAGCUGUACUGCAAAAAUGGCAACCUGCUUCUCCCUUCCCGCCACUCGUACUUCCUUUAUGCACUUCCCUUCCAACCCCAAAUCUUACAAAAUCCAUUGUUCCUCCCUCACAUCUCAAUCCCUCUCCGCCAAGGACAAUCUCCUCCGCCUUAUCUCUGACCAAGAACGUGGCCUCAAGACUCAAUCCGACCCGCAAAAACUCUCUGAAAUAAUCAAAGCAAUUGACGAUUUAGCCGCUAUCGGACGUGACACUGUCACCACUGACGCAUCCCUUUCGGCCACCUGGCGUUUGCUUUGGACUACGGAGAAAGAGCAACUUUAUAUUAUUAAAACUGCUGCUCCCUUUUUUGGUACUAAAGCUGGUGAUGUUCUCCAAGUUAUUGAUGUUGAAAAAGGGACUCUUAAUAAUGUUAUUACUUUUCCCCCUGAUGGAGUCUUCUUUGUUCGGUCCACUAUUGAUGUUGCUUCUUCUCAACGUGUCAAUUUCAGAUUCACAAGUGCAGUUCUGCGUGGAAAAAAAUGGGAGUUUCCUCUGCCACCUUUUGGACAAGGGUGGUUUGAGACUGUAUACCUUGAUGAUGAGAUUCGGGUAGUCAAAGAUAUCAGGCAAGAUUACCUGGUUGUUGAACGUGCUCCUUAUACUUGGAAAGAAUGAUUGUUGUAUUUCUCUUCUGCUAUCUCUGUACAUAAAAUUUUCUGAUCAGGAGGUUUUUAGAAUCCUAUGGCUUUUCACCCGUUUAAUACAAGACUGUAAAAGAUUAUCUUGUGGAGACAAGAGAAAGUUGCCAUAACCACUAUCCAGUUUGCUCAAGUGGCUUGAUGUGGUACUCGAGGAGACAAUGUGUCAGGUUCAUUCUAUCUUACUUUGUAUGUUCUGACUAAAAAACAGAAAAAAGGGAAAGAUACCGCCAAAUUUUGCUGCCUAUAAACUUCUUAGGAAGUAAUGAAAGUUAAGGGAGUGACUAUGUUGGAACUUUUGAUAGCUUGGACUUUGCAUAUCCUAUAAAGGGGGUUCAGCACAGUGCAUGGUCUGUCAUGGUUCCUUCUUUGAGAAAAGGUCGAAGUUAAAUGAUAUCUGAAGCUAGUUAAAUCAGAAGGAUAAAAGAGGGAGCGAGAGGAGAAGUGGCAGAAAGAAUUGGCAAAAACAUCACAUCUUAGUCAUGAUUCCUUCUUUAAGGAGAAAAUUGAGGUAAAUACUUUACUAUAUGUGAUGGCUACGGAGAGAGAGAGAGGAGGGGAGUGGGGUAGUAUGUGUGCCAUGCAUGCAGAAAGAUUUGUGCAACCUGCUCGCACUUCACCUCUAUGGUCCUUCCCAUCCCGUAAAGAAAGAAAAUAAACAACAAUAAGAGAAGGCUUUCUUUAAUUAAUGUAUAAGAAUAUGGGUUCCCAACUAGUUUUGGAUUAAGUGGUGGUAAUACUUAUUGUUCUAUAAGAAUACGUAGAUAUAACCUAAUCAUUUGGGCCUUUUGUAAUGCAUGAUAAUUGCAAUUGCUUGUGAAUUGUGGCAAAAUGCAGUUUGAUAUUGAACGUUAAAUUCUUUUUGUAUUGCUAGUGUCAUCUUAUG
Messenger RNA from Nicotiana tabacum (common tobacco), 1668 nucleotides. RefSeq names its product putative plastid-lipid-associated protein 11, chloroplastic. The record is from RefSeq and is a predicted model, not a curated record. NCBI's taxonomy places the organism in Eukaryota, Viridiplantae, Streptophyta, Magnoliopsida, Solanales, Solanaceae.